This is a messenger RNA of Rotaria socialis, 3676 nucleotides long. NCBI's taxonomy places the organism in Eukaryota, Metazoa, Rotifera, Eurotatoria, Philodinida, Philodinidae. The record is from the annotation of a GenBank genome assembly.
UAGCUCUCUACGUCUUUGGCAGUUCGAGAAAUCGGUACCUUAUGAGAACCACCAUUUUGGGGACUAAUUUGUCAAUAACUCUUCAAAGCAAAAACUUUAUGAGCCAAAACUUUGCAAUAAAUUGAGUUAACACAAAAUCCAUAUUGCCUAAAAAUCUCAGACCAAUUGGUCCACGAAUAACGAAAAACGAUUCCUGAGGGGGGGCCUUAAAAAAAGAUCCAUAGCUACUUAAUGAAUUCAUAGCUACUUGAUUAUUGUAUAGCAGCUUCCAACUUUACUAUAAUUAUUCAAAGAUCACACAUUUAUUGAAAGUUUAUGCACGUCUUUAAAGUUUCUACAUCAAUUAAAAAAACGCAUCUCAGCCAUAUUACAAAUGAGAGACAAACCUUAUUAAAUAUGAUUUCACAUAUUUAUCCAAAAAAAUCCUAUUACGUAUCUCUUCCUCUUUUAUAUCAUUAAUACCUCCAAUAUCAUGAACAUUUGAAAGUAAUCUGAAAUAUAAUAGAAAUUCAAAUUUCAAUCAUUUCGAUAAUUUCAUCGUCUCCUAACUAUGAAGACUUACAUGUUUCACUUUCUCUUUAGUACAUCCCUUCCAACCUUCGUGAUCCUUUAUAUCAUUAAUAAUGUUGGUAUCAUAAAUAUUUGAUUAUUCUCAUGACCUCUAUAUAGAUUUACAUUGUGAGUACAAAAUGUUUUGUUUGAAUUUUGUCUUAAAAACAACAUAAUAAUAUUCAUUCAGUAGCUAUGCAAUUUGAUUAAGUAGCUAUAUGAUUCAUUCAGUAGCUGUAUAAUUAAUGCGAUACGAAACAUGAAGCAUUUCUGUAAUCCGUCCCGAGUUUUUUUCUUUCUUUUUUCCUUGACCGUACGCAUCGUUUUCGUCAUUUUGUGACUCGCUGAUCUCGCGAACCGAAAAUCGUAGAAAAAUGGUUAAAGCGUAAGAUCGAACGCUUUGCACCUUUUUAGAAUUUUCAAUCUGAAGUUCAAUUCACUCACAAAUAUGGUUCCAAAAUGACGAAAAUGAAAGAAAUUUGUCGCGAGAUAUUUAAAGUGACGUCAUCAACAUAUGUUAUUCACUAUACUCUACUCAUUUACAACUGAUAUAAGAUAAUGAAUCAUGGAGAUAAUUAAUCGUUCAAUCGAAAUCGAUCUUUAAAAUUUUUUCGAAUUCAUGAUUUUUCGUUGGAAAUCGAGAUUCUUGCUUCGCACCGCAUUUCGUAUACGGGUGAAACUCGAAUACCAUCUAGUUCAUUCAGUAGUUAUACGAAAGCACUAAGUAGCUAUGCUUAAGAAAAUGCAGCAGACUAUAUGAAAAAGAGUAUCUCUUUUGAGAAUGACCCGUUUUGCAUGUAUUUUCGAAUAAAUUUCAAGACCGAGUAUCGACGAACACAAUUUUCAUUUGAGAAUAAACAAGUCUUUUGUUUUUUUCAUAUUUUAGCUGCCAAGUAUGGGUUGUGCAUCAGCAAUAGCAAAGAUCCCAGUAUCAAAAGCAGGGCGAAAAAAUCACAAUAGACAUUUUGGACACUCAGAAGAAAUAUUAACCAAAGAGGAACAUAUCAGUGCGAUGACGAUAGAACAUGAACAGAACACGAAUAUAGAAUACGGUGAAUUCGAUCAAAUACCUCAAAUCUUGUUUGAAGGGGUAUCUUCUCUGAAAACUAUAGGCUGCCCAGGAACUCUCAUUCCGGUGACGAACCAAACACGAGCUGUAAUCUGCGGCGCUGAUUCCAACAAUGUGAUUGCAGCUGCUAGUCUAUUAGGUCGUGGCCGAUGUUUGGUAUUUGCUCAUAGUGGUUAUCCGUACAUGUUCAUUAACGUUGAUGUAGAAGAUCGAAAAUUUGUCGAAAAUUGUCGACUAUGGCUUGCCAAAGGCCGUAAUGCUCAAUUUGUAUUGAUCGAUGACACACAAUCAUUGAGCGAUGUGCCAUUAGACGAGACGAUUCUGGUUUGGAAUGGAGAGUGUAUCAAAAACGAUACAUUUAUGCAAAAUCUGCAUGAUUAUUUGCGGCAAGGUGGUGCUCUAGUUUGUGGAGCAACUCCCUGGGGUUGGCUACAAUUAAAUAGCGGGAAAAUUCUUUCAGAUCUUCCAUUCUUUCAUUUUUGUGAUUUCAUUGGUAUUAAACUAACCGAAAACUACUCCAAUUGUUCCAACCCAAUGCCGUUUCAACUAGAAUUGAUACAAUUCAAAAAUAUUCAUCACGCUACACAGAAACUUGUUGCCGAUCCAACAGAUAUCGAAAGCUUGUGUAUUGUUGGAGGUGCUUGCAAAGAUUUAAAUGUUGAUGUGUCGGGUUUACCAAUUGACAUUCUUAAGAAUAUUGCAAUGAAAGCCGAAAACGAAGUAAUACCAAGCAAUAGUUGUCCGAUUCAGGAUAAAUGUUGCCGGCAAAAGUCGAAUGGCUUAUGUGGUAUUUUAUGUGUAUUAACCAGUACAAAAGCUCCUGGAAUUGCAAACUUCCCAGGCGAUUUUAGUCAUCCACCAGUCACCGAAACGCAUGUUAUUUUUCAUAUUGAAUCGAAUGCAAACGAAUGGUAUUGCACAGGAUACUAUGCUGUUGCUGGUAUUCCCAUACAAAUUGAUGUAUUAGAAUGCAUGGGUGCAAUGGGUUGGUCAAUUAGAAUCGGUUGUCAUAGCGAUCAUCUCGAAAACUGUGAGGAACUGCGUCGAUGGUCAUGUAUUUCAAUAAAUAAACCAUUGGUUGGCAAUAGUAUUCAAAUGAGUUCCGCUUUUGGUGGUCUUAUAUUUUUACAGAGUCCUAAUGGUGAAUCGAACUCAAUUACUGUUCGUCUGCAUCAUGUCGUUCUCACAUUGACCUACGAUUCUAUGGAUCCAAAUCGAGUAGCUAAUUGGCAACAUCGUCGUCAUCAUGCACGAGGACUUUGGGCUGAUAUCGCUGGUCAACAUAUUGUCUUGAAUCUGCCUUCAAAAAGCUUACGUCACUUGAAGAGUACUCAACUAGAUGAAGUUCUGCUGUUCUGGGAUUCAGUAGUGCUUGCUCAUCAUGAACUCCGUGGUACAAAACCAAAGCAUCGUGAGCGUAUCGUUUGCGAUGAACAACCAUCAGCUGGUUAUAUGCAUAGCGGUUACCCGAUUGUAACUCAUAUGGAUGUAACUGAUCCACAAUCAGAUAAAUUCUUAUUUAAUAUUCAUGUUUUGAAGAAAAAAGGUUGGUGGGGUGUUUUUCACGAACUCGGUCAUAAUAUGCAACGAGAUUGGUGGACAUUUGAUGGUACCGGUGAAGUAACUGUCAAUAUUUUUACUCUGCAUGCUAUGAACAUUAUAUGUCAUAUACAACCAUGGAUACAUCCUUGGCUCGAGGAACAAGAAUCCAAUACUCGAAUAUAUAUCGAAAAUGGAUGUAAUUUUGAUGAAUGGAAAGAUGAUCCUGGUAUUGGCCUCAUUAUUUAUGCGCAACUUGCACGAGAAUACGGAUGGGAAACCUAUAAGCAGGUCUUCCGUCAAUAUGAACAGACUCAACCAUAUCUUGAUAGUAAUCAAGAAAAGAUGGAUCAUUGGAUUGAAAUUUUUUCGCGUCAAGUUGGCUAUAAUCUUAUCCCAUUGUUUAAAUUUUGGGGUUUUCCUGUUUCGAAAUCUACUGUGGAAGUUCUUCACGGUUUAGAUGUUCCAAAGAUUACUGAUAAAUUCAUCGAAAUAGCACCCGAACGUUAUCGUAUCUAA